UCCUCACUCAUUACAUGCGAUUAUCAAUUAAUUGCGCGACAUCCACCUCCCUUGACGAUUACAUCAAUCUAUCCUCUGAUCACAACUUCAGACGAUAUUCACAAAAAACUCACAGCCGUAUGCAAACGGUUAUGGUGGCGCUUAGAAAAUUGUAGGAUCAGGACAGCUCUUCGAAAGCUCCGCACAAGUACCUACGUCAAUCAUUCCCCAUACUGGCACGCUCUCACCGACACCUCAGAGGAGAACGACGAGAGAGGAACACAACUAAAACAUGGCUUCAUAUUUGACUGUCGGCGGGCCAAGCGGCAGUAGCUCAGAAUCGAACCGUGGUCCACGAAGGAAAUCAAGUCGAACAAUUAAAGAACAGAACUUGCCUCAUGGUCAAGCAUCGUGGAUCAGUAGCAAUGUCAAUCUCCUCAAUACCAUCGUUGGCGCUGGUACGCUUGCUAUGCCCCUCGCAAUGUCACAUAUGGGAAUCCUACUCGGAACAUUCGUUAUAAUAUGGUCGGGCAUGAUGGCGGCUUUCGGGUUAUAUUUGCAAUCUCGAUGUGCUAGAUAUCUUGAUAGAGGAACGGCUUCUUUCUUCGCUUUAUCCCAAAUUACCUACCCAAAUGCAGCAGUCAUUUUCGAUGCGGCGAUUGCCAUCAAAUGCUUUGGUGUGGGCGUUAGUUAUUUGAUCAUUAUUGGUGAUCUGAUGCCAGGAGUCGCGACUGGUUUUAGUCAGGGAGCAGAAUCGAUGCCCAUUCUUAUGGAUCGAAAGUUUUGGAUAACAGUUUUCAUGUUUGUUGUUAUUCCCCUCUCAUAUUUAAGACGUUUAGAUUCCUUGAAGUAUACUAGUAUCGUUGCUCUGGUUUCUAUUGGAUAUCUUGUCAUUCUCGUGGUAUAUCACUUUGUUAAAGGAGAUACCAUGGCAGAACGGGGUCCAAUUAGAGGGGUCGAGUGGGCAGGAAUAGUCCCAACUUUACAAAGUUUCCCCGUUAUUGUCUUUGCUUAUACUUGUCACCAAAAUAUGUUCUCUAUUCUGAAUGAGAUCAAAGAUAACUCGCCCAAGCGAACCACAGGUGUUGUUGCAGCAAGUAUUGGAAGUGCUGCUUCUAUAUACGUUUUAGUCGCUAUCACUGGAUACCUAUCUUUUGGUAACGCUGUGAAGGGAAACAUUGUUGGAAUGUAUAUACCAUCUACCGCUUCAACAAUCGCUAAAGCAGCUAUUGUCAUUCUUGUCAUGUUCUCCUAUCCACUUCAAGUACAUCCUUGUAGAGCAUCAGUCGAUGCAGUCUUGAAGUGGCGUCCAAACUCCUGGAAGAGAAGUCAUUCACCUACUGGUUCGCCUGCACGCUCUGCUCCUUUACUUUCAGGUGGUCGUGUACGACCUGCCGCAAGGAAUGAUACUAUUGGUGAAACACGAUUUGCAAUUAUUACCACGAUUAUCAUCGCUCUGAGCUAUUUUACCGCAGUUACUGUAUCGUCACUCGAUAAAGUCCUCGCAUAUGUUGGAAGUACAGGAAGUACAAGUAUUAGUUUCAUUUUACCAGGAUUAUUUUACUACAAGAUUUCUUCACCAGAUUCGAUCCACCACCAACGAUUAGCAAAAGAAGAUGACGAAACAGAUUCCGAUGAAGAUGAGGAGGAAGGUCAAGGUUUACUUGGUCAAUCCAUCAAGAAGAUUACUUGGCGUAAAACCAUCUUACGAAAGCUUUCUUUGGCAUUGGCUAUUUAUGGUCUUUGUGUAUUGGUCAUUUGCUUAACGACCAAUCUAUUCUUCACAGCCCAGGGGCAUUGAAGUUGAUUGAUAGGGGAGAUUAACCUCUGAAGUUUGUAUCGCAUUUUGAAAUCAUAAAUUGGCAAGGCGCCGGGAGUUUGUCAUGGCAUUUUGGAAACAGUAUGGAUCAAAAAAGUCAAACAUGGUGAUGUUUAGUCAUUCAUUAAUGCCAUAAUUUUUUUGGGACCUAUUUGGAUGUAUAUAGGAUUCGGACAUGAGGAUUAUAUAUAACGGCCUUUCGUCAUAAUACAAGAUAUUAUUUUUUGA
This is a messenger RNA of Botrytis sinoallii, 2026 nucleotides long. RefSeq lists its product as uncharacterized. Gene Ontology annotation, molecular function: L-tyrosine transmembrane transporter activity; L-lysine transmembrane transporter activity; L-arginine transmembrane transporter activity. Gene Ontology annotation, biological process: amino acid transmembrane transport. Gene Ontology annotation, cellular component: fungal-type vacuole membrane. The coding region runs from base 272 to 1780 and encodes 502 amino acids. NCBI's taxonomy places the organism in Eukaryota, Fungi, Ascomycota, Leotiomycetes, Helotiales, Sclerotiniaceae. The record is from RefSeq and is a predicted model, not a curated record. The transcript is spliced from 6 exons.